AGGAUUUGAUAACUGUUCUCUAUAUCCCCUGUUGUUGCCAGUCGUGUCUUCUCACGUCGCCUGUGACUAAUUUUUAUUUUUGCUUGUUAUUGUUCUAUCGAAUUUGAAAGUCGUGAAAUUGAUUCAUCACUUGCUUAUACUUUAAUAAAUAUCUUCAAUCAUUGUGGUGGUGGUCGACGCUUGGAAAAUUAUAGAUAGUGAUAGACCAUAUAUAUUGAAGGUAUUUUCAACAGAGUUUCUUUUUUUAAAAAAGUAAUUAAAAGACAGAUUAAACAAAAUGACGACUCCAACUCUAACAACUCCUACAACCGAUGAAGUUUCGUCCAAGCAUGCCACUGCGACCUCUCCGACGACUGGCCCCACUCCAACUGCUCCGAAGGCCGCUGCCUCCACGUUCUUCACAUGUGUGUGUGCGAAGCCAGGAUCAGAGGGCGGCAGCUUAGGCCUGAUUUAUUGUGACGAUGAGAUCGUUGCCGUGGUGCCGAAAAGUUGGGCCAUGGUCCAGGACAUUGAUCAAGGAGACAUGAUUGUGGCAGUCAAUGACAAAAAAUUCAAGACCAUGUCGCCGAAUGACCGCAAGACAGAGCUCGAGAAGCCUGGUGUACGAAUCGAAUUCGAGAGACCUGCAACUAGGGUGCAGCGAUAUUAUAAUUUAUUCAGAGACUCAUUCACAUUGACUUCGUCAACGUAAUUCUGAUUCAUUGUUUCGAUACGCAUGCCAUAAUUUUCUCAUCUUUAUUGCCACAAGAACAACAAAUAUUAACCAAAACGUGCUGGCUCGUCGUGAAAAAGUGGCUCGUCGAGAAAAUCAAACAAGUUAAUCAGUUGCACCACUAUAAUAGUACUCAAGCCGUCAUUGACAACAUACUGAUACUGUAUACUCAAAAACGCUUACUAGGCUAUCUGCGUCUCCGGAAUCUUAGUGGACAAGAACCCUGGUUGCAGGUUUAAAGGACGUAAAGUUGUAUCGGUAAGUGAGAAGGGGUUUGCCUCCACCCUCGAGAUAGCAGUGGAUGACGAAUUAGUUGCCGUCAACGGCACAGGGUACUUAUUUCAUCUUGGCUACAUCUAGUACUUCUGCUAGUAUUAGAACAGGUUACUGAGUCUGAGUACGGCGAGUAUGUUGUACUCGUACAACUUCUAUGUAGAGGCCACUAGAAGGUUAAUGAUCGUGACGAAGAUGACGCUGUUGUAGAAGGCCGCGUGGUCCGUUGUUGCUUAUGCUUUGAUUGUCCGAUAAUAAUUGACGUAAGUUCAUGAGAUCAGUAAGAAGUCAAAAAUUUGAUUUUCAAUUCUAGUCGUGAUCAGGUCACGACCUCCAAAAAGAAAAAAACUUUCUUCACUGUUUGCUACAAACAGGUACACUGAGCUUGCGUUUGACGAAAAGUUGCAGCUACUAACGAAGACAAGACCCGUAGAGAUGAUAUUCCGACGAGCUGUAGGAAGUGAGAAGACACAAGUGCGAGUGUCACCUAAACCCGUAGUGCAACCCUCAGGAGGGUUUUUUGCUUUUUGCACAGUGUGCGCAGAAGCGAAGCGUGGAGACACGGAACAAAUCGUCGUUUGACGAGUAGGCCUAAUCUUCUAGGUGUUUCUUGAGUUACUCAGUUGUAGAUCUACUAAUUACUAAGUGUUAGUGUUUCCUCUAGAUCUAGAAAAACCCAAAACAAAAUGAAAUUUUCUUUUUUGACCGUGCAAUUGCAAGUAAGGAGCAUAGUUGGUCAGAAAAACAGUAGGUCACGGUCACCAUGUGCAUGUCAUGAUUCCUUAUUUACAACUUUGGUACGCGUUGUACUAGAGUGUAGACCAAGUCCUAGGAUGUUGCUUUAUGUACAGAUAGGAUGGCGCUGAAGGAAGCCACCCAUUUAUGAAGAAUGUACUCGUGGUCGUGUCUGAAGAUGCACGUCGGUGGAGGACGCAUUUUCGUAGAAAAUAAGUAAACCAUUCAUCUUGCGUGUGUGCAUCAAGAUACUGAAUAUUCAUCGCGGCGUGUGUGCACAAGGAAAUUUAAGAUGGAUAUAGCUGCAUCAAUCAACUGUAGUACACAAAAAUUCAUGAUAAGCAUCAUCAGUGUCGCAACAUCUAUAUCAAUGAACAUUUUUAAGGAACUACAACAAGUACAACAGGGAACAACUCAAGCUCUGCACGAUCAAUACUCAUCGAU
Messenger RNA from Amoebophrya sp. A25, 2164 nucleotides. NCBI's taxonomy places the organism in Eukaryota, Dinophyceae, Syndiniales, Amoebophryaceae. The record is from the annotation of a GenBank genome assembly.